This is a messenger RNA of Neopsephotus bourkii (Bourke's parrot), 3174 nucleotides long. RefSeq names its product oxoglutarate dehydrogenase L (gene OGDHL). The transcript is spliced from 22 exons. Gene Ontology annotation, cellular component: mitochondrion; oxoglutarate dehydrogenase complex. Bases 23 to 3067 code for a protein of 1014 amino acids. Gene Ontology annotation, biological process: tricarboxylic acid cycle. Lineage: Eukaryota; Metazoa; Chordata; Aves; Psittaciformes; Psittacidae. Gene Ontology annotation, molecular function: oxoglutarate dehydrogenase (succinyl-transferring) activity; thiamine pyrophosphate binding. The record is from RefSeq and is a predicted model, not a curated record.
AUCUUCAGUCUAAUAAACAAACAUGAGUCAUCUGAAGUUGCUUGCUGCUACUCUGAAGUGGCAUGGUAUUAAAUUUCUGGAAAAGCAAAAUAUAGCCAGAAGGGUAUUUUUACAUGGCCAACGGUAUGUUUCAUCAGGAAUCUCAGAACCAUUCCUGAGUGGGAGUAAUUCAAAUUAUGUGGAGGAAAUGUAUUAUGCGUGGCUUGAAAACCCUGGAAGUGUACAUAAGUCCUGGGAUUUGUUUUUCCGAAAUGCUAAUGCUGGCCAAGCAUAUGAUCCCCAUCUACCAGAUCAGUUGGAAAGAAAGGCAUCAUUUCUUCAGAGCCAUGGCCUGGCCCAGACACCGGGUAAAGCUGAAAAGCUUGUUGAAGAUCAUCUUGCUGUGCAGUCUUUGAUAAGAGCAUACCAAAUCCGUGGCCAUCAUGUGGCUCAGCUGGAUCCCCUUGGAAUUCUGGAUGCAGACUUGGAUUCAUUUGUUCCAUCCGACUUAAUCACUACAAUCGAUAAACUUGGGUUUUAUGGUUUACAUGAAUCAGAUUUGGACAAAGUCUUUCAGCUGCCCACAACCACCUUCAUAGGAGGAAAUGAGAACAGUCUUUCUUUGCGAGAGAUCAUCAAACGAUUGGAGAAUACCUACUGCCAACACAUUGGCUUGGAGUUUAUGUUCAUCAAUGAUGUGGAGCAGUGCCAAUGGAUCCGGCAGAAGUUUGAGACCCCGGGAGUUAUGAAGUUUACUAAUGAGGAAAAAAGGACUUUGUUAGCAAGGCUGGUGCGCUCAAUGAGAUUUGAAGACUUCCUUGCUCGCAAAUGGUCUUCUGAAAAGAGGUUUGGUUUGGAAGGAUGUGAAGUAAUGAUUCCUGCACUUAAGACUCUCAUUGACAAAUCCAGUGAAAUGGGAAUUGAAUACGUUAUAAUGGGGAUGCCUCAUAGAGGUAGACUGAAUGUGUUGGCUAAUGUAAUCCGAAAAGAGCUGGAGCAGAUCUUCUGUCAGUUUGAUCCUAAACUGGAAGCAGCUGAUGAGGGAUCUGGGGAUGUAAAAUAUCAUCUGGGAAUGUACCAUGAGAGGAUCAACCGAGCAACAAACAAGAAAAUCACUCUGUCCCUGAUGGCUAACCCUUCUCACUUGGAAGCAGUUGAUCCCGUUGUGCAAGGGAAAACAAAAGCUGAACAGUUUUAUCGUGGGGAUACAGCAGGGAAGAAGGUUAUGUCCAUAUUAUUGCAUGGGGAUGCUGCCUUUGCAGGACAAGGAGUGGUUUAUGAGACAUUUCAUCUUAGUGACCUGCCAUCUUAUACCACGAAUGGCACUAUUCAUGUUGUGGUCAACAACCAGAUUGGCUUCACCACAGACCCCCGUAUGGCCCGUUCAUCUCCAUAUCCUACUGAUGUUGCUCGUGUGGUCAAUGCUCCCAUUUUUCACGUGAAUGCUGAUGACCCUGAAGCAGUAAUGUAUGUAUGCAGUGUAGCUGCAGAAUGGCGAAACACAUUCAAUAAAGAUGUGGUGGUUGACUUGGUUUGCUACCGUAGGAGGGGGCACAAUGAAAUGGAUGAACCGAUGUUCACCCAGCCUCUAAUGUACAAGCAGAUUCAUAAGCAGGUGCCAGUGCUGAAGAAGUAUGCUGACAAACUGAUUGCAGAUGGGACUGUAACACUGCAGGAGUUUGAGGAAGAAAUUGCAAAGUAUGAUAGAAUAUGUGAAGAAGCAUAUACUAGAUCUAAGGAUAAUAAGAUCCUACAUAUCAAGCACUGGCUUGAUUCACCUUGGCCUGGAUUCUUUAAUGUGGAUGGAGAACCCAAGAGCAUGUCUUGUCCUCCAACUGGCAUUUCAGAAGACCUGCUGACUCAUAUUGGCAAUGUAGCGAGUUCAGUGCCAGUCAAAGACUUCAAAAUACAUGCAGGACUCUCUCGGAUCUUGAGAGCCCGCUUGGAAAUGACCAAGAACAGGGUAGUUGACUGGGCCUUAGCAGAAUACAUGGCUUUUGGCUCUUUUCUAAAAGAAGGAAUCCACGUCCGACUAAGUGGACAGGAUGUGGAGAGGGGUACUUUUAGCCAUCGUCAUCAUGUGCUUCAUGAUCAAGAAGUUGACAAGAGAACGUGUGUUCCCAUGAAUCACCUCUGGGAGCAGCAGGCCCCCUAUACUGUCUGCAACAGCUCCCUUUCUGAAUAUGGUGUCUUAGGUUUUGAACUUGGCUUUGCUAUGGCAAGUCCCAACGCCCUGGUGUGCUGGGAGGCCCAGUUUGGUGACUUCCAUAACACAGCACAGUGUAUAAUAGACCAGUUCAUCAGCUCUGGCCAGGCCAAGUGGGUUCGUCACAACGGGAUCGUCCUGCUCUUGCCACAUGGAAUGGAAGGAAUGGGUCCAGAGCAUUCAUCAGCCAGGCCUGAGAGGUUUCUGCAGAUGAGCAAUGAUGAUUCUGAUGCUUAUCCGGAGUUCAGUGAGCAGUUUGAAGUUUCCCAGCUGUAUGAAUGCAACUGGAUCGUGGUGAAUUGUUCUACUCCAGCCAAUUACUUUCACGUCCUCAGAAGACAGAUCUUGCUGCCAUUCAGAAAACCGCUGAUUAUUUUGACACCCAAGUCACUGCUGAGGCAUCCAGAAGCUAAAUCCAGUUUUGAUGAAAUGGUGUCUGGUACCACUUUCCAACGUGUGAUUCCUGAGAACGGGCUGGCAGCCCAUGCACCACAUGAUGUCAAGCGAGUGAUUUUCUGCACGGGAAAAGUUUACUAUGAUCUGGUGAAAGAGAGAAAGAAUCAAGACCUGGAGAAGCAAAUAGCUAUAACCAGACUUGAACAGAUAUCACCAUUCCCUUUUGACUUGCUGAAAGAAGAACUUGAGAAGUAUCCAGGUGCUGAUCUAGUUUGGUGUCAGGAGGAACACAAAAACAGUGGAUAUUAUGAUUAUGUCAAACCUCGUUUCCGCACUAUUGUGAACCACACUCGACCUAUAUGGUAUGUUGGCCGAGAGCCUGCUGCUGCAGCUGCCACAGGCAACAAGAACACGCAUCUGGUGUCGCUCAGAAGGUUCUUGGAUACAGCUUUCAACCUGGAGGCUUUUGAGGGAAAGACAUUCUAACUGCAGGGCACUGACCCAUCUCUAACUAGUAGUCUCUCAAAUCACUGCAUCUGAAAGAGUAAAUAAAAGUGGGGAAAAUUACUGGCAUAAAAUUAUACAUAAUAAAA